This is a messenger RNA of Hansenula ciferrii, 1200 nucleotides long. It is a transcript of the gene ILV5, whose product is annotated as ketol-acid reductoisomerase. Gene Ontology annotation, biological process: L-valine biosynthetic process. Gene Ontology annotation, cellular component: mitochondrion. Gene Ontology annotation, molecular function: ketol-acid reductoisomerase activity. Lineage: Eukaryota; Fungi; Ascomycota; Saccharomycetes; Phaffomycetales; Wickerhamomycetaceae. The record is from RefSeq and is a predicted model, not a curated record. The transcript has a single exon. Bases 1 to 1200 code for a protein of 399 amino acids.
AUGUCAUUCAGAUCAAACUCAAUUCGUUUAGCCCGUGUUGCUGGUUCAAAAGCCUUAGCUCAACAAACCCAAAAAAGAGCUUUAUCAGCUUUAGCUUCCCAAAUCUCAAGACCAACUGUUGCUAAAUCAGCUGGUGCUUCAUUAACCAGAGGUUAUAAAUCAAUUAACUUUGGUGGUGUUGAAGAAGUUGUUUACGAAAGAGCUGACUGGCCAAGAGAAAAAUUAUUAGAAUACUUCAAAAAUGAUACUUUAGCUUUAAUUGGUUACGGUUCUCAAGGUUACGGUCAAGGUUUAAACUUGAGAGAUAACGGUGUCAAUGUUAUCAUUGGUGUUAGAAAAGAUGGUGCUUCAUGGAAAGCUGCUAUCGAAGAUGGAUGGCAACCAGGUGUCAACCUUUUUGCUGUUGAAGAAGCCAUCCAAAAAGGUACUUACAUUAUGAACUUGUUAUCAGAUGCUGCUCAAUCUGAAACUUGGAACUCAAUUAAACCAUUAAUCACUGAAGGUAAAACUUUAUACUUCUCUCAUGGUUUCUCCCCAGUUUUCAAAGAAUUAACUCACGUUGAACCACCAACCAAUGUUGAUGUUAUCUUAGUUGCUCCAAAAGGUUCAGGUAGAACUGUUAGAACUUUAUUCAAAGAAGGUCGUGGUAUUAACUCAUCAUACGCCGUCUGGAAUGAUGUUACUGGUAAAGCUGAUGAAAAAGCUCAAGCUUUAGCUGUUGCCGUUGGUUCUGGUUACGUUUACAAAACCACUUUUGAAAAAGAAGUUAACUCUGAUUUAUAUGGUGAAAGAGGUUGUUUAAUGGGUGGUAUCCAUGGUAUGUUCUUAGCUCAAUACGAAGUUUUAAGAGAAAAUGGUCACUCUCCAUCAGAAGCUUUCAAUGAAACUGUUGAAGAAGCUACUCAAUCAUUAUACCCAUUAGUUGGUAAAUACGGUAUGGAUUACAUGUAUGAUGCUUGUUCCACUACUGCUAGAAGAGGUGCUUUAGAUUGGUACCCAAUCUUCAAAGAUGCUUUGAAACCAGUUUUCAACGAUUUAUACGAAUCUGUUAGAAACGGUUCAGAAACCAAACGUUCAUUAGAAUUCAACUCUCAACCAGAUUACAGAGACAGAUUAGAAGAAGAAUUAAAAGUUAUUAGAGGUAUGGAAAUCUGGAGAGUUGGUAAAGAAGUUAGAAAAUUACGUCCAGAAAACAACUAA